AGCCUCGCUCUGAGCUAACGCUCUUCUAACCUUUUUUGUCGAUGGCAUGGUUGUGCUAGCAGCCGCGGCGGAUAUUUCAAACACUUAAAAAGUGUUUUAGGAUUCAAAUUUGAAGUCGUUGAUUAAUUAAAUUUCUGCAAGCACAUGUCAGCCAUCACAUAUUCAACAAUUCAGUCUUCAGCCUCACACUUUGAGGUUGUUAUUAUCCCCCAAGGUUAGCUAGCGGCUAACGAUAGCCGAUUAACUACUUGAGCUAACGGUAAACUCGAGAGCUACUUUACAAUCUUUUCGUAUUGAAAUUUCGAAGUAAAUCAAAGAAAACCCGACCCGAUUAGAAGAAUAGUAUGGCGGAAGCCGACAAGCUGAACAUCGAUUCAAUUAUACAGCGUCUCCUGGAAGUGAAAGGCUCCAGACCUGGUAAAAAUGUUCAGCUGACAGAGAAUGAAAUCCGUGGACUCUGCCUCAAAUCCCGGGAGAUCUUCCUUAGUCAGCCGAUCCUGCUCGAACUCGAGGCCCCCCUCAAGAUUUGUGGGGAUGUUCAUGGGCAGUACUACGAUCUGCUGAGGCUGUUUGAGUACGGAGGCUUUCCGCCGGAGAGCAACUACCUGUUCCUGGGAGACUACGUAGACAGAGGCAAGCAGUCGCUGGAGACCAUCUGCCUGUUGCUGGCCUACAAGAUCAAAUACCCGGAGAACUUUUUUCUGCUGAGAGGAAACCAUGAGUGUGCAUCUAUUAACAGAAUAUAUGGCUUCUAUGAUGAGUGUAAGAGGCGGUACAACAUCAAGCUCUGGAAGACUUUCACCGACUGCUUCAACUGUUUGCCUGUCGCCGCCAUCGUUGAUGAGAAGAUCUUCUGUUGCCAUGGAGGCCUGUCCCCAGACCUCCAGUCCAUGGAGCAGGUGAGACGGGUCAUGCGUCCCACCGAUGUGCCUGAUCAGGGCCUCCUAUGCGACCUGCUGUGGGCCGACCCAGAUAAGGACGUGCUGGGCUGGGGCGAGAACGACCGCGGCGUCUCCUUCACUUUUGGCGCUGAUGUCGUCACAAAGUUUCUCCACAAACAUGACAUGGACCUUAUUUGCCGGGCUCAUCAGGUGGUUGAGGAUGGGUAUGAGUUCUUUGCAAAGAGGCAGCUGGUGACGCUGUUUUCAGCCCCAAACUACUGCGGGGAGUUUGACAACGCCGGAGCCAUGAUGAGCGUAGACGAGACCCUCAUGUGCUCGUUCCAGAUUUUGAAACCUGCAGAUAAGAAGCUGUUUUAUAGCGGCGGAGGAGGCGUGGGCUCCGGUCGCCCCGUCACUCCUCCCAGGAAAGCUAAGAAAUGACACUAGUAGUUUUGCUUUUGACCUCCGAGCCCCGGCCCUUCUGUCCUCUCUACCUCUUUUCUCCUUUCUUUCACCAAACAGCCAGAAAUCAAACCUAUACCCAGGGCUUUUUUCCUUUUUUUAUCUGUACUUCUUAAAACAUUACUGUUAAGAGUGGGUGUGUGUAAGCUUGUGCAGACAAGGUGAGCGGGAAAAUCACAUGUACAUUUUGUGCAAAAUUAUGAAAAGAUUUGGACCCCCCUCCCUCUUGCAUCGACCACUUUUCUAUUAGAUGUGAUGAAACCACAGAGUCUGCUUCUGCAGGGGUUUGACUGAAGCGCAGCGAUCGGCAGACGGUCGGAGUUUAUCAGCGGGAAGACGUUCAGCUGCGGACGACACAUGUCGCCAGGGGAGGGUGUAUUCUGUUUUCCUUGUCUCCUCUACUGUCAUAAUCUCUUAACACAGAUGUGUGUGAGUGUGUGUGUUGUCCUGCCUUUUUCAGUGUAAUGUCUCAUCUUGAAAAUUUCAGAACAAGGACACACACACACACACACACACAUACAUACACACACACACACACACACACACACACACACAUGUUCAGAUUCAUAUGAGCCAGAGCUGUAAAAACCCCAAACAGUUUAGGUUUGUACAGAUUUGAUUACUUGAAAGAGAUUUUUUGUGAAUUCGUUUUGUAGUCUUUCAUCAAGUUGACCAAUAAACAAAGAAUCUGAGCUGA
This is a messenger RNA of Nothobranchius furzeri (turquoise killifish), 2040 nucleotides long. It is a transcript of the gene ppp1cab, whose product is annotated as protein phosphatase 1, catalytic subunit, alpha isozyme b. The record is from RefSeq and is a predicted model, not a curated record. Gene Ontology annotation, cellular component: nucleus; cytoplasm. Lineage: Eukaryota; Metazoa; Chordata; Actinopteri; Cyprinodontiformes; Nothobranchiidae. Gene Ontology annotation, molecular function: protein serine/threonine phosphatase activity.